Molecule: messenger RNA, 1391 nt
Organism: Gopherus flavomarginatus (Mexican gopher tortoise)
Lineage: Eukaryota; Metazoa; Chordata; Testudines; Testudinidae
Product: protein FAM50A
Exons: 13
Coding region: 186-1262 (358 amino acids)
Biological process (GO): chromatin organization
Cellular component (GO): nucleus
Source: RefSeq, a predicted model, not a curated record
UCUGCUCCCAGGACCCCCCAGCUCUGCCCCCCAGCUCCACCCCCCGGACGCCCCCCAGCGCCUGGGACCCCCAGUGACCCCCCUGCCUUGCUCCCCAUAUCCAGGGCCCAGCCAGGCAGAGGGCCCCUGACUCCCCUGAGAUCCCCUGCACUGACCCUUCCUAGGGUCCCCCCCAGCCCCCGACCAUGGCGCAGUACAAGGGGGCGGCCAGCGAGGCCGGUCGGGCCCUGCAGCUGAUGAAGAAGCGGGAGCGGCAGCGGGAGCACAUGGAGCAGAUGAGGCAGCGCAUCGCGGAGGAGAACAUCAUGAAGUCGAACAUCGAUAAGAAGUUCUCAGCUCAUUACGACGCAGUGGAAGCAGAACUGAAAUCCAGCACCGUGGGUCUGGUGACCCUGAAUGACAUGAAGGCCAAGCAGGAGGCGCUGGUGAAGGAGCGGGAGAAGCAGCUGGCCAAGAAGGAGCAGUCCAAGGAGCUGCAGCUGAAGCUGGAACGGCUGCGGGAGCGGGAGCGUAAGCAGGAGCAGAAACGGAAGAUCUCCAGCCUGUCCUUCACCUUGGACGAGGAGGAGGAUGAGGAGGAGGAUGAAGAGCAGCUGGAGGAGGAAGAGCCGGAGCUGGAGAAAGAGGAGCUGCCCCCCAAGAAGCGCAAACUGGGGAAGAAUCCAGAUGUGGACACCAGCUUCCUGCCGGAUCGGGACCGCGAGGAGGAGGAGAACCGCCUGCGUGAGGAGCUGCGCCAGGAGUGGGAGGCCAAGCAGGAGAAGAUCAAGAGUGAGGAGAUUGAAAUCACCUUCAGCUACUGGGAUGGCUCCGGCCACCGGCGCACGGUCAAGAUGAAGAAGGGAAACACCAUACAGCAGUUCCUGCAGAAAGCCCUCGAGAUCCUGCGGAAGGACUUCAGCGAACUCAGGUCAGCAGGGGUGGAGCAGCUCAUGUACAUCAAGGAGGAUCUGAUCAUCCCCCACCAUCACAGCUUCUACGACUUCAUCGUGACUAAAGCAAGAGGCAAAAGUGGGCCGCUCUUCAACUUUGAUGUUCAUGAGGACGUGAGACUCCUGAGUGAUGCCACAGUGGAGAAGGAUGAGUCCCAUGCUGGAAAGGUCGUCCUGCGCAGCUGGUACGAGAAGAACAAGCACAUCUUCCCGGCCAGCCGCUGGGAGCCCUACGACCCUGAGAAGAAGUGGGACAAGUACACAGUGAGUGGGGGAACUGCUGAGUGUGGGUUACUCCAGCUCCAGCAGUGCUGCCUGCUCCCCUCAUAAUUCUCUCUCUGUCUUCCCAGAUCCGAUGAGAGAUGGAUUCCUGCCUGUGGAGCACCCGAUGGUCAUCAAAUCUCCCCUCCUCCCCACAAAUCUCUCAGCCUGCUGGUGAAAUAAACUCUCCUCUGCUCA